Molecule: messenger RNA, 1661 nt
Organism: Aaosphaeria arxii CBS 175.79
Lineage: Eukaryota; Fungi; Ascomycota; Dothideomycetes; Pleosporales
Exons: 1
Coding region: 429-1445 (338 amino acids)
Source: RefSeq, a predicted model, not a curated record
CCGGCACCGCGCAACUAAAUCACUCAUAAAAUUCACAAUUUAGGUUCAGUUAUACCAAUAAUUCAUCACGAUAUCAAAAACAUUUGUACAUUCUUCACACUGCCCUCGUCACUGCCAUAUCACCAAUCAUUCCGUUGGGACAGCUUGCCAGCGCGCACAAUCCUCGACAUCCGUGUUCGCCAUGUCAGCGCUCAUGUCUAUCUAUUCACGUCAACGCCCAUGUCUGUCUAUUCACACCUGCAUCAUUGCUUUGCCAACAUAUAAACCACCAACAUCUCUCAACAUGUUCACGGAUCAUCUCCCUGGCUAUCCUCCACUCCUGAACACCUGAGUCCAGAGGCCAACCUAUCUCGAUACGUCCUACAUUUCCAGUCUCUCUAACUCCUUAAAUUCCAAUCCUUCCUUUAACACCUCAUCAACAACCCUAGAUGGCUGGACCACCACCACCGGGACACCAGUGGCUCGUCGACGUGAGCCAAAACCCCAACAUCAACCACGACCCACUUCCACCACCAGCCUUCGAAGAAGCCCUCCAAGCACCCCCAGGAGCCCCCGUCGGCGUCAUCGUCAACGGCCCAGCACCAGGCGCCGCCGUCCUCCUCGGCAACCCAGCAGCCGCACCACCGCCGCCAGCCCCAGCACCACCCGGCAUGGCCCUCCCCAUCGGACCACCACCCCCCUACGCCUCCAUCCCCAUCCCAGGCCACCCUCCCCUCCAUCCAAACGGCGGCCCAGCACUCUACACGCAGCACCCCUCACACCCACCGUUCCCACCGCCUCCUAUCCCGGGCUCCGGAAUCUCCCCCCUGAACUGGGGCUCCGGCUACGGCGGCUUCCCCGCGCCCUUCGCCGGCAGCGGUCUCCCCUGGACUCCCGGCGCCGCACCCCCCGUCCUCGGCGGCGUCGGCGUCGGCGGCAUGUAUCCAGGCGGUAUGGCAGGCAUGGGGAUGGGGAUGGGCAUGCCCUACGGCAUGGGGGGAAUGGGAAUGGGUCUCCCCUUCCCCUUCAAGCCUCCCCCUCCCAUCAUCGACGGCGGAUCCGGCGCCGUCCCGGGCGCCCAAAACGACGCGACCGUGAAGCCGGAGGGUGACUUGCCGGGCCACACGGUGUGCCAGCCCGCGGAGACGACGGCCGUGUACCGCAUUCACUGUAACUGGCCGCCGUGGGAGACGUCGGGUGUCCCGUUGACGGUCGAGCCGAUGCAGGUGGAUAGCGGGUGGACGGUGAAUCGGCUCAUUGGCGCGAUGAGGUUGCCUGACGCGGAUUGUCAGGGCUGGGCGGUCACCGAGUGUAUAGAGCUGGGGAAUGGGAGGUGGGCGAAGGGAGUGCAGUUUCAUCAUGGGCAGCAGCAGGCGACGGAGCAGACGUUGGGGAUGGUUGGAUGGGGGAAGGAGAGGAAUAGGAAUGGAGAGAGUCCGCUGUAUUUGUUCUGCCAUCGGAUUUAGGGGGUGUACGUCGGAUCGAUGAAUGGGGUGUCAGUGAACAGUUGUAGAUGGUAAGAUGGACGAUGGUGUAUGUCGGUAUCGGGGAUUUAACAUGUAUAUCUUUUCAUUUCAUUUCAUUCAUCAUGGUAUUACCCUCUAUCCCUUUCCCAGGAAAUCCCAAUCAUUCAAUUAAUUCAUCAAUCAUAACCUCCUCCUCCUCCUUCCCCCUUCAAAACA